UUCCAAACGCACGCUUGCACCUUCGCCCAGGCCUGUGAACUGGAAUUUCUCCUGGACCGGGGGAAGACUCGAGCCACACAACUUCCGGUAUUGAUAGCAUGAUUGAACCUCGCCUAUUCGGUGCUGACUGAUGGCAUAUACUUAUCUGAUGAGCAUGCUUAUACUUACAGCGCUGGCGUUGCGCCAGUCAAUUUGGUGCUCCUGCCUACCACUGCGAAGUGGUAGUGUUACGAAUUUGACGCCCAUUGUGAUCGUUCACUUUUGGUAUGCAUUAAGCCUCCAGCUGCACUCGUCUUCGUACCUGCACCUCGAUAACCACCAGGUAAGCCUCACCAAAACUUUCAGCCGUGCAAUGUGUUUGGAAUACUAGACUGCAGUGUCUGGACUCUGAAUCUUCUGACUAGUUCUUUG
Suillus subalutaceus is the source of this 411-nucleotide messenger RNA. RefSeq lists its product as uncharacterized. Bases 131 to 370 code for a protein of 79 amino acids. Lineage: Eukaryota; Fungi; Basidiomycota; Agaricomycetes; Boletales; Suillaceae. The record is from RefSeq and is a predicted model, not a curated record. The transcript has a single exon.